UCCCGCUUCAGCACCUUCCGCUGUCCGCCGCUGCGGUCGCCGCCUCCUCCGGUGACAGCUGAGUGAUGGUGACAUGGUUCCCCUGUGAGGCCAGGUUUCAGCUCUGCACUCCACACAGUCCUAACCCACCGAGGAGAGGUGCUGACUAUUCUGAUGCCGACUUUCCAAUUGCCUUGAUUAAAGUAGAAACAUUCUAUGGCUUGGAUGACUUACAUUUCAAAUUGGUUUGAUCAAGAUGAUUGGUAUGAAGGACUACAAAGAGCAAACAUGUCCCAGGUAAGGCAAGUGGGACUCCUAGCUGCUGGAUGUCAGCCUUGGAACAAAGAUGUUUGCGCUGCCCAUGGAGACAGGUUUGCGUACUGUGCUACCCUGGCCAUCUAUAUUUAUCAGUUGGAUCACCGUUAUAAUGAAUUCAAACUUCACGCAAUUAUGUCUGAACAUAAAAAAACAAUCACAGCUCUCUCUUGGUGUCCACAUAACCCUGAUCUGUUUGCAAGUGGCGGUACCGAUAACUUAGUGAUCAUUUGGAAUGUUGCAGAACAAAAAGUCAUUGCUAAGCUCGACAAUACAAAAGGGGUGCCUGCCUCUCUCAGCUGGUGCUGGAAUGCAGGUGAUACGGUGGCAUUUGUUUCCCACAGAGGCCCGCUGUUCAUUUGGACCAUCUCAGGACCAGAGAGUGGGGUGACUGUUCACAGGGAAGCUCACAGCUUCUUGUCUGAUAUCUGUAUAUUCAGAUGGCAUAGCCAAAAAAGGGGGAAAGUUGUAUUUGGUCAUAUUGAUGGAAGUCUGUCAAUUUUUCAACCAGGUAGUAAAAGUCAGAAACAUGUUCUGAGACCUGACUCUCUUGAAGGGACAGAUGAAGAAGAUCCAGUGACAGCCCUGGAAUGGGACCCGCUGUCUACCGAUUAUCUCCUUGUGGCUAAUUUGCACUUUGGAAUUCGCCUGCUAGAUUCGGAAUCCCUUUAUUGCAUCACAACAUUUAAUUUUCCCAGUGCCACGGCUUCUGUCCAGUGCUUGGCCUGGGUUCCCAGUGCUCCCGGGAUGUUUGUCACUGGAGAUUCUCAAGUGGGUGUUUUGCGUAUUUGGAAUGUUUCACGAACAACACCUAUAGAUAAUUUUAAGCUAAAGAAAACAGGGUUUCACUGCUUACAUGUACUUAAUUCUCCUCCAAGAAAAAAAUUUUCAACCCAGUCUCCAACUAAAAAUCAUUAUACGUCCUCAACGAGUGAAGCAGUUCCUCCCCCAACUUUGACACAGAAUCAAGCAUUUUCUCUUCCUCCCGGUCACGUUGUGUGCUGUUUCUUGGAUGGUGGGGUUGGGCUUUAUGACCUAGGAGCCAAGAAGUGGGAUUUUCUUAGGGACUUGGGGCAUGUGGAAACAAUCUUUGACUGCAAAUUCAAGCCCGACGACCCCAAUCUUUUGGCGACAGCUUCCUUUGAUGGCACCAUAAAAGUCUGGGACAUAAACACGUUGACAGCCGUGCACACGUCCCCGGGGAAUGAAGGCGUUGUUUACUCCCUCUCGUGGGCUCCAGGUGACUUAAACUGCAUUGCUGGUGCAACGUCCCAAAAUGGUGCUUUUAUUUGGGAUGUGAAAAGGGGCAAAAUGGUACAGCGAUUUAAUGAGCAUGGAAAAAACGGAAUAUUCUGCGUUGCCUGGAGUCAUAAAGAUUCCAAAAGAAUAGCCACCUGCAGUGGUGACGGUUUCUGUAUUAUCCGAACGGUUGACGGUAAAGUGUUGCACAGAUACAAGCACCCCGCUGCGGUGUUCGGUUGUGACUGGAGCCAGAACAACAAAGACAUGAUAGCUACUGGCUGUGAAGAUAAAAAUGUUCGUGUCUAUUACGUAGCCACCAGCUCUGAUCAACCGCUGAAAGUCUUCAGUGGGCACACUGCCAAAGUGUUCCAUGUUAGAUGGUCUCCUCUGCGGGAGGGAAUUCUUUGCAGUGGCUCUGAUGACGGUUCUGUUCGAAUCUGGGAUUAUACUCAGGAUGCUUGCAUAAACAUUCUUAGUGGCCACACUGCACCUGUGAGGGGAUUAAUGUGGAAUACUGAAAUCCCUUACCUUCUCCUGUCUGGCAGCUGGGACUACACUAUAAAAGUAUGGGACACUCGAGAAGGAACUUGUUUGGAUACCGUUUAUGAUCACGGUGCAGAUGUAUAUGGGUUAACAUGCCAUCCCAGCCGCCCCUUCACCAUGGCAUCUUGUUCCCGUGACUCUACAGUGAGACUCUGGUCAUUAACACCUUUAAUCGCUCCUUUACCAAUAAAUAUUCUGGCAGACAGAUCUUGGGAAGAAAUUAUCGGGAACAUUGAUCAUGCUGUGGAACAAGGCACUCCCCCUCUAUUGUGUGGUAAAGUAUCAAGAGAUAUUAAACACGAAAUAGAGAAACUAACUGGUAAUCCUCGAGCAAAGAAGCUAAGAUGGUUUUCAGAGUGUUUAUCACCUCCAGGUGGCAGUGACAACUUAUGGAACUUAGUUGCUGUGGUAAAAGGACAGGACGAUAGCUUGCUCCCUCAGAACUACUGUAAAGGAAUAAUGCAUUUGAAACAUCUGAUUAAAUUUAGAACGUCUGAAGCCCAAGAAUUAACAACAGUCAAGAUGUCUAAAUUUGGUGGUGGUAUUGGUGUGCCUACUAAAGAGGAAAGACUGAAGGAGGCUGCAGAGAUACAUUUGAGAUUAGGACAAAUUCAGAGAUACUGUGAACUUAUGGUUGAACUUGGAGAGUGGGACAAGGCCUUGUCAGUCGCACCGGGGGUGUCUGUGAAAUACUGGAAGAAGUUAAUGCAGAGGAGAGCUGAUCAGUUAAUCCAGGAAGAUAAGGAUGAUGUCAUUCCAUACUGCAUCGCCAUUGGAGAUGUGAAAAAAUUAGUGAAUUUUUUUAUGUCAAGAGGUCAGCUUACAGAAGCUCUGCUUGUUGCACAGGCUGCUUGUGAGGGAAACAUGCAGACCGUACAUGUUUCCACACCUAAAGGAUCUUCAUAUCCUGAUGAUAUCUACAAGGAAGACUGUCAUGAACUCCUGCACAAAGUCAGUGAAGAACUAGCGGAAUGGUAUUUUCAGGAUGGUCGCGCAGUGUUAGCCGCAUGUUGCCAGCUAGCCGUAGAUAAUACUGAGCUUGCUAUGGCAUACCUGAUUCGUGGAAAUGAACUGGAGUUGGCCGUCAGUGUGGGCACAGUGCUCGGAGAGCCUGCUGCACCCGCAACCCACUAUGCCCUGGAAUUGCUGGCGAGAAAAUGCAUGAUGAUUCCACCAUGCUUUCCAUCUGUUGGAUACAGGAAUUUGGCAGCUGAUCUUCUCCUGAUGACUCCUGACAAUGAACUACAGUUAGUUAAACUCUGUGCUUUCUACCCAGGGUGUACUGAAGAGAUAAAUGAUCUUCAUGAGAAGUGCAAGCUACCCACAGUAGAAGAAUGUAUGCAGUUAGCAGAGGCUGCCCUUGCGGAUGGUAAUAUAUUUGAAACUGUGAAGUAUUUCUUGUUAAGUCAAGAGCCUGAAAAAGCCCUUCCUAUUGGUAUUGACUUCAUCAAAGAAUGCAUCAGUAGCUCAGAAUGGACGUUGGAUACCGUUUACCCCGUUCUUGACCUAUUGAGUUAUAUCCGUACUGAAAAAUUAGUCUUGCAUACGUGUACUAAAGCUCGAAAUGAAUUGCUCAUCUUAUGUGGUUAUAUUGGUGCAUUAUUGGCCAUCAGAAGACAGUACCAAAGCAUUGUUCCAGCACUUUAUGAGUACACAAGUCAGCUGUUAAAACGUCGGGUGGUAUCAGUGCCUUUAAAAAUUGAGCACCUCUCUGAGGAAUUGGAUGCGUGGAGAGCUUGCACACGGUCCACGAGCCGAUCACCAGAAGAAUCUCCAUAUACACCCCCUUCUGAUUCACAAAGAAUGGUUUAUGCAACUUUACUAAAGAGACUACAAGAAGAACCACUCAAAGGAAUUGUUGGGCCAGAUUAUGUGACUGGAUCAAAUCUGCCCAGUCAUUCAGAUAUUCACAUCUCUUGUCUUACGGGAUUAAAAAUCCAGGUACAGCCUAAUGGCCCUGUAUUUUUCCUUGAAGACGGGAAAUCUACUAUCUCAUUGAAUGACGCUUUGAUGUGGGCAAAGGUGAACCCAUUCUCACCUUUAGGGACUGGAAUACGACUCAACCCAUUUUGACAGGUUUUUCUCCAUGUUUAACUGUUUUUUAAAAAAGACCUUUUGUGGGUUAAUAUUACCUUAACUUUUGUUGUGCACAACCAAAGGUUGAGGGGAGAAGGGGAGGUGGGAAUAACAGUUGACUUAAUUCAUCAACUUCAAAAAAUAAAAUAGUUAUGUAAUUUCAAGGAAAAAUAGGUGUAUUCUUUAUAAAAUAGAGUAGCCAUAUUUGGGAGAAAGAUAAUAUUUAAGUUAUAUAAAAGACCAAAAAAUAUAAAAGAGCAUAUUAAAGUUUCAGAAAGCAUAAAAGGUACCAAAAGACUAUAUUUUUGAAACUUUGAAACAUAUAAAAUAACACAACAGAUAGAAUAGUGCUUGACAUGUAGUAAGUACUUAAGGAAUAUUGGAAUAUCAACAUGUAACUAAGGUAUGUAUGACUGAUCUUCGAGUUAACAAACACCUAUAUUGUCCUCUGUAAAAUAUAUAGUAAACCACUAGUUUUAGUUCAUAUUUAAUAAAAAGUUUCCAGUUACGAGCUUGCUGCGUGUCAAUAAAUGGAUACACAGUCAAAAUACUUACGAGUUUUAUUUUUUAAAAAAAGAAGGCAUUACCAAAUUUUUUAACUGAAAUUAAAUGUGCAAGUAUAAAGGACUAGGUUAUGUAGGCAUAACAGAAAUUGACGCAUGAAAAACACAAAUGCAGUUAAAUUGGUCUGAGAAUUUACAUUUGAUGAUAAUUGACUAUUUUAAAAGAUAUUUGAUAUGUAUGGAUAUUAGUUUUGAUUAUGCAUUUAAUAUUUACAGUAAUCUCUAAUUGAUUUAUAUGAACUUUCUAUAACAUUUAUUUGAUAAAUUUAGUUUCAAAUUUCUAUGAGUAAAUAGGAUAUUAGUUAAAAUUUGGGGUAUAUUAUAAAUUCAAGUUUUUAAAAUAUUUAUUAAAAGAGUAAAACUAGGGGCGCCUGGGUGGCGCAAUCGGUUGAGCGUCCGACUUCAGCCAGGUCACGAUCUCGCGGUCCGUGAGUUCGAGCCCCGCGUCGGGCUCUGGGCUGAUGGCUCGGAGCCUGGAGCCUGUUUCCGAUUUUCUGUCUCCCUCUCUCUCUGCCCCUCCCCCGUUCAUGCUCUGUCUCUCUCUGUCCCAAAAAUAAAUAAAAAACGUUGAAAAAAAAUUAAAAAAUAAAUAAAUAAAUAAAUAAAUAAAUAAAUAAAAGAGUAAAACUAUUGGGGCACCUGGGUGGCUCCGUCGGUUAGGCGUCCAACUCCUGAUUUUGGCUCAGUUCAUGAUCUCACGGUUGUGAGAUCAGGCCCCACUUCAGACUCUAUGUUCGGUUCCGUGUCCAACUCAGCGCUGGACGUGGAACCUGCAUAAUAUUCCCCCUGCCUCUUCCCUACCCCUCCCUUCCCCUGCUCACUCUCUUUCUCUCUCAAAAUAUUAAAAACAAAACAAAAAAAAUAAUAAAACUAUUUUUUAAAAAAGUCUGAGGCAUGACUACCAGUAUUUCAAUUGUAUUAGAAUUCUGAUUUUGAGGUCUAUGAAAUUAAUGUAUGACUAGGAACAAUAAUACUUUGGUACUCGAGCUGUUUCAUAAGAUUCAUAAUGUAGAUGUUUUUGUCUAAAGAGUGAGCUUAUAUAAAUAGAAUAAUUGUGGUUUUUUAUUAUAUUUAAACCUGUUGCAUUGAAAGUAUUUUAAAAAUUUUCUUAAACCCACUUCUAAAACAGAAAAUAAGAUAUAUAUCAUGUACUCUCUAUUGCAUUAACCACUUCUAACUCCUCAAAAAGACAUUAGAAGGCCUAAAUUCUAUUUUAUUAAAAAGAUUUAAUUAACACUGUAGAAGAGAAUAUAUGUGACUCAUUGAUAGAAGUAUUUUUUUAAAUCCUUGGUUAUAUGUGUAACUCAAAUUUUUUUAGGUGGGAGAAUUUUUCAUUAGCAUAUAUGUAGUAAAAUUCACUUAAAAAUGGCAGUUGAAAUCCUACUAUAAUUCUCUUUGUUUUAAAAUAGAUUAAGAAGCCUAUCUUCUGUGCUUUAACUACUUUGAAAGAAAAGAUACCAUUGAGUUUAAGUUAUACACAGAUAAACAAUUAUUUCCUUCUUCUGUAUUUUAAAUGAAUGCGGGAAAAUGAUAUUUUAUGUGCAAACUGAAAAAAUAUAACUCUUUAGCACAUGAACAUAAUAGAGGAGGAACCAAAUUUGUGUCUAAAAUCUAAAUUGAAUUGAUUCAAAUAUAAUUCUUUUACUCUUUGACUUCUAUAAUGUUCUGUAACUUAGUAUUAAUUGUAACUAUUAAUUCUUCAUAGAAUUAUGUCAUUUGACCAUGCCAGUCUGCAUCUAUUGUGCCUUAAUAUGAAAAACAAAGCAAUUUUUUAAAUUUAUAAAAGGUUUUCCAUUGUUACAUUUCAUAUGCAUGAAAACCCAAACAAAUAAUAUUAGCUUAUUUUACUAUAAGAAGAUGUCUAUAUUAUUGAUAACAUGGACAAAUUAUUUUGCAAGGUUACAUAUGCUUUUAGGAAAGAAGUCUCCUUAGAUAAUGGUUUUGAAAGCAUUGGAAAAAUAUUUUGUCUAUAGAAAGUACCAGGUGGUUAACAAAAUUGCAACAUCAAAAUGAGUUCCGUCUUGGGAAAUACGAUUUUUAUGUCAAUCAGAAUUGACAUAUAUGUGUGUAUACAUAUAUGUCUGUGUAUACAUAUAUGUAUGUAUGUAUAUGUAUACACACACACAUAGAUUUUUCCAUGAAAUCAUCCAGAGGUGUUCAGGAACAUGGUUGCAUUAAAGCAAUGACUUGUAUUUUGUUGUCCUUAAAAUAGGAAAAUUGACACUUUUUUGGUCUUAAGUCAAAAGGCAUUCUGAAUAUAGUAAAAGCCUCCCUAAUUGUUUAUAAAAUUUUGGGUUUAUAUUUAGUGUAGCAGUAAUACAGAAGGUAUCUUUAUGGUCAACUCUUAAUAAGUGCUUAUUGCACUAUAUCUUUGAAACAUUUAUUCCUAAAUAAUUGAAAAAAGUACUCUUCCGGUAAAUUUAAUUAGCCAGAUGACAGUGCUAUGAUAUGGCAUGUAGUUAUCGAGAUUUGUAUGUCUGUAUGUACGUAUUUCAGGUCCCCUAAAUUUCAGGAAACACUGCAGUUAAAACCAGAUAUGACAGAGUUAACCGCUAAAAUGAGCAUCAGCCUUGUCCCCACAUAUGCCAUUUAGAGAACACGGUCUCUCCAUAAAUGCUGGGCCAGAAUCAUCAGAGGUGUGAAGGGCUGAGCUGUUCAUCUGUGUUAUUACUUUACUUGGAAACCUAGAAAAAUCACUUCUUUAGGCUUUUCAGGAAGAUGAUUCUCCAACUUGUAAGAAAUACUGACUGUAGUAAACCCCACAAUUAGCAUAAAAGGGGAAAAGCUUACUAAUAAUGCAAACAGCGUGUCACAGAGGCAUCCGGUCCCUGAUGAGUGUUGUGCCAAUUGAUUGAAAAGGUUGUGCUCCCAGAGGAGCUGCUGUUGCUCCUAGAAAAGCUCCUUGCUUCCUUCUGCCAAAGAUCCUUUGUGAAGUAAAUGGCCUUCUUAAGAUACACCUGUAGUGUUGGCCUCUCUUAGUACAACUCAUCUUCCUGAAGCUCUUGAAGUUACCUACUUUGACCAUACCUGCUACCUCCAUUUAUUUGCUCACUAUGAAGCAUACGGUGUAUUUCGUAUUUUCCACUGCUCUCCAGAGGCCCCAUGGGAGUCAUGAGAACUUACCAUAAGCAGUGGUGAGUGAUCAGCUUUUUCAGGAGAUUGAACAUACAGUCAGGAGAAGAAUAAAGAAACAUUUUGUAUGACUCUCUACCCAAAUUUAAAUCCUUUUCUCUGGAUCUUUUCCCCAGCUGAGGUUCCAAAGACUUGCUUCUAUAGCCCCUUCCUAAGGAACUAUAUUUUAUGGGUUAAAAAUUAGUCUCAUAAUUUUCUACUUUAGAUUUGUGCCAGUAGAGUGCAAGGUAACAGGGGUGCCUGGGUGGCUCAGUCGGUUGAGUGUCCGACUUCAGCUCGGGUCAUGAUCUCACAGUCUGUGGGUUCAAGCCCCGCGUCGGGCUCUGUAUUAACAGCUCAGAGCCUGGAGCCUGCUUCGGAUUCUGUCUCCCCCUCUCUCUGCCCUUCUCCUGCUCGCACUCUGUCUCUCUC
Molecule: messenger RNA, 8261 nt
Organism: Acinonyx jubatus (cheetah)
Lineage: Eukaryota; Metazoa; Chordata; Mammalia; Carnivora; Felidae
Gene: WDR17
Product: WD repeat domain 17
Exons: 32
Coding region: 196-4152 (1318 amino acids)
Molecular function (GO): protein binding
Source: RefSeq, a predicted model, not a curated record